AUGUCGUCCACCGGUGUUGCGAUCACCAACCCAUUGGUGCUAUAUCGCAGUCUCAUCGCUACGCAGAAGAUCCGACCUGAUCCCGCUCAGCAUCGCCUCGCCUUGCACUUACAGAAACUCUAUGAUCGACUGAUCGACUAUGAACCGACUGUAGAGUAUUCGAAACGACUGCAGCAACUUUCCCGGGCAGUUGGUUCAGAUCAAAAUGCUGCAGCAGCCCCAACAGAUACGCAUGCCAAUCGCUUUGGCAGAAGGGGCGUAUGGACAUCGCUACUUGCCGAGAAAGAGAAAAGAGAUUCAGUAGCUUUGACUCGUGUUCUAACUAGCCAUGAUGAGGCCAUGCAGUUACAGAGCCCCAAAGGCCUUAUGCUGCACGGUGAAGUUGGAACUGGCAAAUCAAUGCUUAUCGACUUGUUUCAAGAAUGUCUGCCCAAUCGCAAGAAGCGGCGUUGGCACUUCAAUACUUUCAUGCUCGAUACCAUUUCCCGACUUGAGCAACUUCGAAUAUCUAGGUCAUUAGUAGCCGGCCCAGGAGCACCCAAUGACGAGUAUUCAUUGCUUCUCGUUGCACGUGAUCUGAUCGAGAAGUCGCCGAUUCUCUUCCUAGAUGAAUUUCAACUUCCAGACCGUGCCGCGAGCAAGAUUUUGUCUAACCUCAUGACGUCUUUCUUCCAGCUCGGCGGCGUUCUCAUCGCAACGAGCAACCGCAUGCCAGAGGAGCUUGCUAAGGCUGCAGGAAUGGAGUUCUCACGACCAGUGCACCGUCUUAGUCGACUAGGCUGGAGCAUGACCAAGAGUUCGUACAUAAGGAGAGAUGACGGAGCGGGGCAGCUGGGCGAGUUUUCGGCAUUCCUGGAAGUACUAAGAGCGAGGUGUGAGGUCUGGGAAAUGGAAGGGAAGAAGGAUUAUCGAAAGCUGGAAUUGGAAGACGCAAAGGAAACUCCUGAACGGAGGGACAGCGUACAAGUUUCCGUGUCUGAGACUCUGGAUGCUAUUGAUUCGGCCACGACUUUGACUGCUACUGGCGCAACGAGUACAGCAGAGGAUUCUACAUCCACCGAGACUGCAUCCGCCCUACCAAAGAACUAUCUCAUCCAGCCCCAAACUGCAGAAACCAUGAUUGAAUUCGGUGAAGCUUUCAACUCCCUGGUUGAACAGGCAACACGCCACGAAUACCCGAUUCCCUGGGCUCCUGCCACCUUGACUGUAUACAACCGCGCUCUCCACGUCCCCGCCCAGUACAACGGUGUAGCCUUCUUCACCUUUGCCGAGCUAUGCGGUGCCGUGCUCGGUCCCGCCGACUACAUUACGCUCGCCUCUACAUACCACACCUUCAUCAUCACCGACGUACCCAUCAUGGGUCUACUCAUGAAAAGUGAAGCUAGACGCCUCAUAACCCUACUUGACGCCAUGUACGAAGCCCGCUGUCGACUAAUGAUUACCGCCGCCGCUGCCCCAGAUAAGAUAUUCUUUCCCGCACACCCACCUUCUUCUUCAGCAACAGACGGAGAAACGCUCGAUACCGACGCCGUACACCCCGAAACCUACUCUGAAAUCUACCAAGAUCUCAACUCCCCUUUUCGCCCAAACAUCUCGUCUUACGCUGGCUCUAGUCAUAACAUGCUAUCGGACGACGCACUUGAAGAUGACCCUCCAAACCGCAUGCGCAGACCCGAUUCUUCGUACACGGAUGAGCGCCGCUUGGGUCCUGGAUCUCCUGACUUUGCCAAUAUCGGGGGACUAACGGGUGAAGAUGAGAAAUUCGCGGUUAAACGAGCUGAGAGCAGGAUUUACGAAAUGUGCUCAGGGAAAUGGUGGGAUCGUGCUGCGAACGUCGAUACGAUAGAUUGGUGGCGCCCUCUUCCGCUGGAGAAUCGGCAUUGGGAACACCGCGUCUCGUCGUCUGCUGCCUAUCCUGCUGCACCGACGUCGAGUACGUUGCCGCCGAAUACCAAGGUCCUGUCUGCAGAAGAGCGCGAGAGAGACAGGCAGAGGGAAAUGGAGGAUAUGUUUAAGCACGGGGCUAGUCCGUUCCGGGUGCAUCCUGAUGCACCGCCAAAGUUUAGCUGGACACAUGCAUGGGGGAUGGUGAGAUGGGGGAAGAAGGCUGGGGCUUGGGGGAAGGGAGUAGAGGGAUUGGGAGAGAAGGUUAAGGAGAAGAUGGAUGAGGGCGUAGAAGACAAGAACAAGAAGAAAGACGCAUAG
Messenger RNA from Bipolaris victoriae FI3, 2205 nucleotides. RefSeq lists its product as hypothetical. Lineage: Eukaryota; Fungi; Ascomycota; Dothideomycetes; Pleosporales; Pleosporaceae. Gene Ontology annotation, cellular component: mitochondrion; cytoplasm. Gene Ontology annotation, molecular function: ATP hydrolysis activity; ATP binding. The transcript has 3 exons. Bases 1 to 2205 code for a protein of 734 amino acids. The record is from RefSeq and is a predicted model, not a curated record.